Molecule: messenger RNA, 2247 nt
Organism: Daldinia vernicosa
Lineage: Eukaryota; Fungi; Ascomycota; Sordariomycetes; Xylariales; Hypoxylaceae
Product: Microcystin LR degradation protein MlrC
Exons: 1
Coding region: 372-1886 (504 amino acids)
Source: RefSeq, a predicted model, not a curated record
GUAAAAAAUGUCUCCGACGGAUAAGCUCUUCGACAACCCUUGGGCUGAGCUGCUUGCUGAAUUGCUAGAAUAUGACGUUUCUAUAACACCAUAUGAGCCUUUGAGUUUAUAUAUAUAUAUUAACUAUGCGUGUAUACCUUAGAUACUUGAUAGUAUAGAGUUCUCAUUAAUCUUAAACGGAAUCUUAUUGGUCUUUAUUAAAUUAUAGAUUAGAUACAUGUAAGGUACCUCAUGACAUACUGUGAUAGAAGAGCUUCUCUAUGCGGGGAUGCGGGGUGAUAUCUCGUCAAGAGACCAACAGUCUUGUGGUAUGGACCAUGGUCUUUCUCUGGGACUUGGGCAGGUGUAAUAUUACUAUAUAGAGUGUAAUCAUGGCUCGACGGCCAGUCGUCGCUAUCGCUGGUUUAGCCUGCGAAACAUCAACUUUCACACCGUCGAGGACCCUCGCGCCGGCAUUUCACCCCCGGCGUGGCACAGAGAUCAUAGACAAAUACCCCUUCAUUCAAGCCGGUACACCUCUAGGCGAUGCUGCUGAGUGGCGCGGUGCACUUAUUGGCCAUGCCUUGCCGGGUGGUAUUGUGACCAGGGAUGCCUUUGAGUCGCUCUGUUCGGAGAUACUCAGCCGUCUUACGGAGAUGGUGACUGCAGUGAAAGUCGACGGGCUUUGGUUCGAUAUUCAUGGUGCGAUGUGUGUUGAGGGUCUCGACGAUGCAGAAUACGAAUUACUGAGGCGUUGCCGCCAGGUUAUCGGUUCUGACGUCUUGGUGUCGGCGUCAAUGGACCUGCACGGCAACGUCUCGCGGGAGCUGGCGCAUCAGACGGAUCUAAUUACCUGCUACCGCACGGCACCUCAUGUAGACAUUGCGGAAACAAAAGAGAGGGCUUGCAGGAACUUGCUUAAGCUGCUUCGGCGACGAGAGAACGGAGAAGAUACUAUACGCCCGUUCAAAGCUUGGGUGCCGAUCCCGAUUCUACUCCCCGGCGAACAGACUUCCACGAGGGAUGAGCCAGCUGCACAUAUCUACGCUGCUGUUCCUGAAGUUGAGGCUGCGGAAGGGGUAUUAGAUGCAGCCAUAUGGGUCGGCUACGCUUGGGCUGACGAGCCCAGAAACCGUGCUGCGGUUGUGGUAACUGGUUGGGACAGAGAGGCGACUACUAGGGGUGCCGAGCGACUAGCACGGUUAUUUUGGGAUUCGCACAAGGACUUUACCUUCGUUGCCCCUACGGGGUCAUUUAAAGAAUGUCUGGACACGGCAUUAGCAUCGGAUAAACGCCCGUAUUUUAUCUCCGACUCGGGCGACAACCCUACGGCGGGGGGUUCCGGAGAUGUGACCUGGGGCCUAACGCAACUCCUCGCGCGUCCAGAAUUUAAGUCAGAAUCAGGUCCCAAAGUUGUAUAUGCCAGCGUACCGGGCCCCGAAGCAGUCCAAAAGGCAGUCGAAGCAGGCAUUGGGGCGACUGUGACGGUGACGGCUGGGGCAGAAAUAGAUGACAUCCAUGCUGGCCCUAUCACUAUGACAGGACGGGUGCAUUCGAUAAAGCAGGGCGAUAUCCACGCAGAGAUCGAGAUCGUGCUGCAGGUUGGCAGCGUCUUCGCGAUCCUGACCAAACUGCGUAAACCGUACCACCACGAAAGUGAUUUUACGGAAUUAAACCUCGCACCCCGGUCCGCAGAUAUCGUCAUCGUCAAGAUAGGAUACUUGGAGCCGGAAUUAUACGAUAUGGCUGACGAUUGGAUGCUCGGUCUUACACCUGGUGGUGUUGACCAAGAUCUAAAACGAUUAGGGCAUAAGCGGAUUGGUCGUCCCAUGUGGCCAUUCGACCGCCAGUUUGAGGACCCUGAUCUUUCUGCGAGGUUGAUUCCAAUGUCCAAUGAGCCGUUAUAGUACUUGAGUAAAUAUUUCCUAGUUAUGAUGAUGUUAAUGAGUAGAAUUCGUCAUGUUUACCAAGGUAUACAUAUCUUAGGUACAGAUAUGGGCAGCUGAAUAUGGGGGCACUUGGAUGCAACCUAGGUACCUAAGUCAGCCUUAUCAGCUAGGUAGCUAUCAUCAGCUUACAUGCCCUCUGAAAUACCUAAGGUAACCUCCUAACGGACAGGUAGAGAAAGCAAUGGUCAGGGGUAACUCCGCCAGCACUUAUCCCUCCUCCGUCGUCCUAUAUAGUAAGGGACUUAAGUUGCAUUAGUUAGACGCCUUAGUUAAGCUGUUAAGCAAGUAAUGUAACCCCCUUAUGCAAGGCGCAUGUGGC